Physcomitrium patens is the source of this 5016-nucleotide messenger RNA. RefSeq lists its product as uncharacterized. Gene Ontology annotation, molecular function: protein binding; calcium ion binding. Gene Ontology annotation, biological process: RNA processing; guanosine tetraphosphate metabolic process. The record is from RefSeq and is a predicted model, not a curated record. NCBI's taxonomy places the organism in Eukaryota, Viridiplantae, Streptophyta, Bryopsida, Funariales, Funariaceae.
CAGAUUGCGACCAGAUAAGCCUCCGCAGCUGCAGCAAUCCCAUCUGACAAGCAGGCGGACAACUUCCUCCGGAAAUUCACCGAAUCGGCUAUCUUCCCGGAUUCUGCUUCUAUCCGGAGUGCGGAUUAGUAGUAGGAUUUUUGUAGUUACUACUUGACGAGCAAUUUUUCCAGCUGGGUUUUUGAGCAAUGGAGCGGAGUCUGCACACGAGAGUGGAUUAGUUGUGUGCACAGAAGAUCUUGAUUGUGGAUUGAUUCACGGUAGCUGAAGCAGAAAGUUUUUUUUUUUUUUUUUUUUUUUUUUUUUUGUGUUUUUGUAUAGAGCGUGUUGUGAUCCAAUUUUUCGAGUUUUCUUGAAGUUAGAAGUUGUAAUUGAUUGUGUAAGACUAUUAAGGUUUGCGUUAAGCUUUUGAUAGAUCGGGACUGAUUUGGAUUGCGAGACGCGGGUAGAAAGAAGUGCGGAGAAUGGCAGUAUGUGCAUGCAGUACGGGAUUGUUGCAGCUUCUCCCGAAAGCCCCCGCUGUCAGCAACUCAUUGUCGUCUCAGCCAUGUACUUGUCAAGGUUAAAACGAAGAAUGGCAUCACUGCGGACCUGAAGAUCUCAUUACAGCACAACCAAGUCUUGAAUAUGCAGCAAAAGGCAAUUUUCUGAAUGCUGUAUUUUUGCAUUCUGUUGUCUCAGUUGAGAACUGAGAAAACUAUACAGGUUUCGUGCGCUGCAGCUUCGUCAUCAUUGUCUGAUUGUACAUGCAAUUUGGGAUAUGUCGGCAACAAGGCCAUGUUGGUUCCCUCCUCGUCGUUAGAGAGGUCUCAAAAUUUUAGUAGCGGCUUUAGACAUGGGAGGAGUAACAGGGGCAGUCUCGAGCUUCGGAAAAGGCAUGGAGAGUGCGGCCGGUCGGAGCCGAAGCAGACCCCGACGCAUGUGCAGGCGCGGGUGCAGGACUCUGUAGAGCAUGAAACGUAUGAUAGUGGGAAUGAGUUGGAUGGGAGCCUUCGUUGCAAGGAUCGAGGUCGGAGAGAAAGAACCGGGACUGACAGGAGGAGGGUUCAGGUAAUCACGAACAAUGGUUUCGUGGAUUUAGAAGAGCAGUUGGGUAUCACGAAGGGGCGCAAAGGGGAAGGCAAACUCAAGUUGCGGCUGAGCAGUCAACAGAGCGGGAAUAAAGUGCAGAGAGACGAGGAGGGAAGACUGUACUUCGAGUACGAAUUUAACGAAGCAGACGGUGAGGAAGCUCCCGAAAUCGACAAGAACUCCUUCUAUUCUGCUGAAGAAUUGCAGACGAGGCAAGGGGGCGAUGCACCCAGCCUUGCACAAGCUGCGAUACCUUUGGAGAUAAGUGCGUUCUUGGCCUUCGAAAGAGGAGCUGGUCGUAGUACGAGCGAUGGUCUCUCUCAAGGUUCUGUGGAACUUGACGCGGAAAAGCAAUGGUAUGUUCGUAAACGGGACGGUGAUGCAUACGUUGAAGCAGAAUCGAAGUCUUCGAAGCUUCUGUUCAAUACCCCUGGGAGUCAGCGAGUGGCGGAGCUCAUGGGCGCGUGGAACGGUUUAGCUGGGAGGUUACCUCCCGAAUUUGCGACCAGCAACGGUUCUACGCUUCUGUUAGCCGCACUGAAGCUGACCGUAAGCUCUCUUCGCCAUGGGUCAUCCACUGAAGACGGCCGCGAAGUUCUUAAUCGUGCUCUAUCGGUCGCCUUUAUCCUUGCUGAUCUUCGGAUGGACGCAGAGGUGAUUGCAGCAGGUCUCCUCCGGGAGGUUUUCGAAGCAGGGUACCUUGACACUGCAAGAGUGGAGACUGUUCUGUGUAACGAAGUAGCCAUUCUUCUGAAAGAUUGUGGUCGAGUCAAGCAUAUGCCUUCUCUCUUGGACACUCUCGAUGAAGCCUCAGUUCAAGCCACUCGCCAAUUCUGCCUUGCGUUUCAUGAUGUGCGUGCUGUGGUGGUGGAAGUCGCAGCCCGAUUAGUCAUCAUGCGCCACAGUCAAUCUCUUCCACGAUAUAAGCAACAGAUGCUUGCUCUGGAAACUAUGCAAAUUUAUGCGCCUGUCGCGCAUGCUAUGGGCAUUGGCAAACUCAGUCACGAAUUGGAAGACCUUGGCUUCAGGGUUCUCUUUCCAGACUCCUAUACGUAUAUCGGAGGCUGGCUUGAGCAAUACUUCGCUGAUGGUCAUGAGGUCGUCCAACAGUGCAAAGAAGACUUGCAGAGCGCCUUGGAAGAGGACUCUGAAAUGCAAUCCCUGGUAGAAGGAAUCGAAAUAUCGGGUAGAUGCAAGAGUAAAUACAGUACCAUGAAGAAGCUACUCAGAGAUGGUAGACCACCAGAAGAGGUUUUUGAUGUUUUAGGCCUCAGGGUGGUCCUGACCCCUAGAAAAUCGGGGACCAGCCCAGUGAAGGAGCGUGGUGCAAGGGCUUGCUACAGAGCUUUGGAAAUUGCGACCACUUUGUGGAAGGAGGUUCCUGGAAGGUUGAAGGAUUAUAUCACGGAGCCGAAGAAGAAUGGUUAUGAGAGUCUGCAUUCAGCUGUGUCUCUGAGUACUCGUGGGAAUUGGUCACCUCUAAUGGAAAUACAGAUUCGCACUGCAGAGAUGGAUGAGAUGGCAGAGGGUGGGCUUGCUUCUCAUUCGCUAUACAAAGGUGGACUAACGGAUCCUGACCAGGCAGGUAUUCUCAAGGCUAUAAUGCAAGCAGCAGCUGAUGUGGCAUCAACCAGAUUUCCAGAUUUAACAAAUGAGUUGGUUGAAGUGGCUGGGGAGGAAGAUGCACAGAAGAAACUUGACGACCAAAUGUUUACCCUGUUUGAUAGAAAUACUGAUGGGGUAAUCAGUAUGGACGAGUUCAAGGAUGUUAUUAGCGAGCUCGGAGGUGAUGAGGAAGAUGCUAAUGAGCUGAUGAAUCUUGUGGACUCCAACUUUAAUGGGUCUGUUAACGCAGAGGAAUUCAAGAACUUUCGUCGGCAGGUCAAGUUAUUUGAUAAUCUUGCUGGAGUAGAUAGGCAAUUUACCACACAGCUUGACCAGAGGCUUUUGACAACUGCUGCAAAUCCAACCGCAAAUGGCAUUGAUAGUCAAGUUGAUCAAAUGAUACCCCCUGAAGCAAAUGCUACAGAAAUGACGGUUAAGUCUAACAGAAUUGCAAGCCCCUCUCCAAGUGUACAGGAGCCGGACAAUUCUUCUAAAGAGCUAGAACGGCAGAUGUGGAUAGACAGGGUUAAUGACUCCGUGAAAGGCUCAACAAGUAGCAGCAAUGGCUGUAGCAACGGCAACAGGAGUAGCGUCCCAAGUCUGGCCAAGCCAACGAAACCUGCUAAACCUGUUAAACCUGCUUCUGUAUUAGCAGAUAAGAAAAACUUCUCUGUUGGCAGUAGUUUAUCGGACUUAAUUACCCCUCAAACAGAUGGAUGGCAAUCUUCAACUUUUGGUGAGAAUGAGAAAGAGGACGCGAUGGAGUUGCAUUCCGAAGUGACAGAUGUUGAGUCGGACAUUGAUAGGGUGUUAACUACUGCACGACAGCAACUUGCAGCAGGUGAUGUUGUAGGUGCACAAGGAAUCCUGCUUAAGCUAGCGAUGAAGCAUCCAGAUAGUGCAGAUGUGAUGUUUCAUUUGGCUCAACUUGAACGGAAAAGAGGGGAUAUGGUUGCAGCUGGAGCGUAUUACGAGAGAACCAUCGGAGCAUUUCAGAAACAAGAAGAUUAUGGUCUGAAAUAUGUUAAAGCAUUGCAAGGAUGGGGAUCUUUAGAAGCGCAGGCUCGUAAUGCCAGCAGAGCUAGAUAUCUAUAUCUAGAGUCUGUUAGAGUUGCUCACAGAGGAGAGAAGAAUGGAGUUCUAGAAAUGAAAGGAGCGGGUGUCUAUGGAUUACAUGGGUGGGCUAUGCUAGAACAAAAGCUAGGUAAUUGGAGCAAAGCUAGGGAAUUACUGGAAAGAGCUGCAAGCAUACAACCUGGAAAUUCAGUAGUUCACCAGACUAGAGCUCUUUUAGAAGCACGAGUACACAAUUAUGCUGCUGCUCGUUAUCACUUUAGACUUGCUGUGGAGGCAGCCCCAGAAGAUGUGAAAUGCUGGCAGGCAUGGGCGUUAUUUGAGUCUAAUCAAGGCAAGCGAAGAAAAAUGAGGCAACUUUUUCAGAAAGCGCUUGACGUGGAACCUGAAAAUGUUCACGCAUUACAGGCUUGGGCGCAUCAAGAAUCUUUGAUAAAUUCAGAUUCAGCGAGGGAACGUGCUCGUAAAUUGUAUCAACGAUGUGUGGAAGUGAACCCGAACAGCAUGCAUUCUUGGCAGGCAUGGGCUUUACUGGAACAAAAUGCUGGAAAUUUGACAGGCGCUCGAAUCCUCUUUGAAAGAGGUCUUGGAACUAAUCCUCGGAAUGUUCCUUGUCUUCAGGCCUACGCACACAUGGAACGUGUCAAUGGAAACUUGAUUGCUGCCCAGAAACUGCUGAUGACUGCAUUAUCACUGGAGCCUGAGAAUGCUGCUGUUUUGAUGGAAAUUGCUCUAACAGAAGAAGCUAUAGGUAACAAGGAAGUGGCUUCAGAGUAUUUCCGAAAGGCUGGCAUUGUAGACAAGCAAAAAAGCCGGUUGAAGCGUCGCAUGUUUGAGUCACGUAAAGCAGCAACCAAGCAGAAGGCAACAAAACCGAAUGCAAAAAGGGGAUAAAACUCUUUGAAAUCCAGCGCACCUGUAAAUUACGAGUAAGCACGUGUCAUAGCAGAGUAGAGCAUUGAAGCUUUCCAUAAUGCUUACUUCCAAGUGUGCAAUUUCUCUACUAGUCACGUUCUUUUGCUUGUACAUUUGUGAACCAAUGUGUACUUUAUUCACUUCAGAAUUCCCCAAGAUAUUAGAUUACUGCCCUUGGUUGAACAGAUUUGUGUUCCCCCAAAAGUAUUUAAUACAAACACUAGCAACUUCUAUAAUCCGUAGGAAAUUUGUCAAUGGAUACUGGCAUUUCUAAGAAAUGGCAUUGUCUCUAUUCUAUUUGAGAAAACAUGUACAAUUAUUUUCCAAGUAAUGCAAUGGGUUCCAAAAGAA